GCGGCCCUGAGCCCGUGGCGCGGCUUCCUGCCGCCGGUGCCGGCGGGCCGGGACGCGACCCCGCGGCGGCGCGUGGCUCACUUCACCUUCCAGCCGGACCCGGACUCGCAGCAGUAUGGGCAGACUCAGAAAAUGAACCUCUUUCAGUCAAUAACAAGUGCCUUGGAUAACUCAUUGGCCAAAGACCCUACUGCAGUAAUAUUUGGUGAAGAUGUUGCCUUUGGUGGAGUCUUUCGGUGUACUGUUGGCUUACGAGACAAAUAUGGAAAAGACAGAGUGUUUAAUACCCCAUUGUGUGAACAAGGGAUUGUUGGAUUUGGAAUUGGCAUUGCAGUCACUGGCGCUACUGCCAUCGCAGAAAUUCAGUUUGCAGACUACAUUUUCCCUGCUUUUGAUCAGAUUGUAAAUGAAGCUGCCAAGUACCGCUAUCGCUCUGGGGAUCUGUUCAACUGUGGGAGUCUCACCAUCCGGGCCCCGUGGGGCUGUGUUGGGCAUGGUGCCCUCUAUCAUUCUCAGAGCCCUGAGGCUUUUUUUGCUCAUUGCCCAGGGAUCAAGGUGGUUAUCCCGAGAAGCCCUUUCCAGGCCAAGGGACUUCUUUUGUCUUGUAUAGAGGAUAAAAAUCCAUGCAUCUUUUUUGAACCCAAAAUCCUUUACAGAGCAGCAGUGGAACAGGUUCCUGUGGAACCAUACAAGAUCCCACUGUCACAGGCUGAGGUCAUCCAGGAAGGGAGUGAUGUGACUUUGGUGGCCUGGGGCACUCAGGUUCAUGUGAUCCGGGAGGUGGCUACCAUGGCACAAGAAAAGCUUGGAGUGUCUUGUGAAGUCAUUGAUCUGAGGACUAUCGUGCCAUGGGAUGUGGAUACAGUUUGCAAGUCUGUGAUCAAAACGGGUCGCCUGCUGAUCAGCCACGAGGCCCCCUUGACAGGCGGCUUUGCAUCAGAGAUCAGCUCCACAGUUCAGGAAGAAUGUUUCUUGAACCUCGAAGCUCCUAUAUCCAGAGUAUGUGGUUAUGACACUCCAUUUCCUCACAUUUUUGAGCCAUUUUACAUCCCAGACAAGUGGAAGUGCUAUGAUGCCCUUCGGAAAAUGAUCAACUAUUAAUUCCAGGGAAAAAUGGGAAGAUUAUGUCUAGAUAUGGAAAUAUUUUUCUGAAUUUUUUUAUUUUUUCCUCAAAUUUACCUCUUUGAAAACGGUUUUUAUGAAAUGAUCUAUCAUGGAUGGUGGCUGAAGAGCUGCAAACUACUUAUUGUACUAAUAAAGAUGAAUUGAUGGUUUCCAGUGAGUGUUUCAGAAUAACUUUUAAGUGCUCCAUGUGUGUGGUGGUCUCAGGGAUUGUUUAAUGAUGACAUCUGUAAAUACUGGGUGUGGCACAGUUCUGAAUAAAGGGAAGUCACAUUGCCUUCA
Messenger RNA from Jaculus jaculus (lesser Egyptian jerboa), 1404 nucleotides. RefSeq names its product branched chain keto acid dehydrogenase E1 subunit beta (gene Bckdhb). Lineage: Eukaryota; Metazoa; Chordata; Mammalia; Rodentia; Dipodidae. Gene Ontology annotation, biological process: response to nutrient; branched-chain amino acid catabolic process. The transcript is spliced from 11 exons. The record is from RefSeq and is a predicted model, not a curated record. The coding region runs from base 133 to 1101 and encodes 322 amino acids. Gene Ontology annotation, molecular function: catalytic activity.